Puntigrus tetrazona (Sumatra barb) is the source of this 1894-nucleotide messenger RNA. Its product is annotated as regulator of G-protein signaling 3-like. Gene Ontology annotation, cellular component: plasma membrane; nucleus. Lineage: Eukaryota; Metazoa; Chordata; Actinopteri; Cypriniformes; Cyprinidae. Gene Ontology annotation, biological process: signal transduction. Gene Ontology annotation, molecular function: protein binding. The record is from RefSeq and is a predicted model, not a curated record. The transcript has 13 exons. Bases 239 to 1894 code for a protein of 551 amino acids.
GCCACACACAUCAUUGAGAAUCAUACACACGCUGUGGCAUUUACUCAGAGUUUAGAGUCAGCAGCGCCCUGCUCCUGUAGUCUGAUAAGAUUUAUGAUCACGUUUAUGUUGAAACUGAGUUUGAGGGAAUAAUUUCCACACUCUCAACAACUGUGUGAACAUCAGCGUGUGUCAGCAGUGACUAGAAGCUGCUACAGCAAACCAUGCUGCUGUCUCCAACUUUGCUAACCCUGAGAAUAUGCAAUGCUUAACGGUGACCAUUCUACGAGGAAAGGACGGUUUCGGCUUCACCAUCUGCUCUGACUCGCCUGUUCGCAUACAAGCAGUCGAUCCAGGUGGUCCAGCGGAUCAGGCCGGUUUGCAGCAGUCCGACACUUUGCUGCAGUUAAAUGGUCAACCCGUCAAACAUUGGAAGUGUGUAGAUCUUGCACAUGCUAUUAGAAAUAGUCUUAGUGAGAUCACAGUGGUAGUCUGGCGUACAGGACCUUCUGUCAAGACCAAUUUCGAGGGGUUGAUCCAUCACCCUUCUUACAAGUCUUCUAACUAUGACACUCCAGUUUCCCCAGCGAAAGCAAAGAGGGCCGACAAAACACCACCGCUUCCGCCUCUGCCCGCACAUCACCACACCAGCCGUAGAACUGUAGUCAACGGCUCAGAGGGAGUGGGAGGAGGAGGGAGUGCAGCGGGAAUCCUGUGGGGAGAACGGAGGACUGCGGUAGAUGGCAAGACAAGCACUCAGACACUUAGAGGGACACGCGUGAAAGCAUCGAACGGAGACAAUUAUAUCAUCCUGUCACCUAUUAACCCUGGAAGCCAGGUAUUGGGCUCUAUCUAUGGAGACAAGCACAGAACGUUAAGUGGCCAGAUGUUCCCCACACCUCAGGCGUCUGUUCCACCCCCUCCGACUGCUAAUGCCCAGUCAGCGCCUGGCCUGGCAAGCAGAACAUGUUUUCUGCGUCGCUCUGCCAACAGCAAAUCCAAAACACAGCUCAGCGGAAACUACCAGCAGAACUUUGCCAACUACCAGAACUGCACCAUUGUGAGGUCACAUAUGCCUCAUGCCAACUAUGGUACCUAUGUGAAAGUGACACCCAAAAUCCUUAUCUUCCCCAUCUUUGUGCAGCCUGUAGAUCUGUGUAACCCAAACAGAACACUGAUGAUCUCUGAAGAAAUGAUUUUAUAUGAGAGCAAGCAUUUUUCCAUCAAGGUAACGAUCUUCAUAUACUCAGAUCUGAUGUUGGUGACCAGAGAAGAUGAACUGGGACGAUGUAAUGUCCUGCAAAACCCACUGUACCUCAGACAGCUGCAGCUGCGGGACGAUCAUAGUGAAGAUCUGCGAUUUUACUUGAUCCACAUGACUGAGCAGAAAUGUGAUUGUCUUCUGAGCCUGGAAGCAGAUUCCCUGGAGCAAAAAUCAAGAGUGUGUCAGUGUUUGAGCGAGAACAUCAAAAAACAGCUACAUCUGCACGCGAGACAGACUUUCUGCCCACCUCAGCAGCAGACGUUAUUCUCCACUCGGCAGAUGAAGAGUAUGAAGAAGAUGAAGAUGAUGAGUGAGGAGGAUGCCCAGCAGAGAUGCCCAAAAUCCGGUUCCACACCCCAGAGUACAGUGAGGCUUCUGACUAGAAAAACAAAGAUCAAGAAGGAGGAAGACAGCAAAGUAAAAUCUGUGGUCCCAAGUCCGGGGGUCCUGGAGGGCCUCGACUCUGUGGUAUCAGAGGCUGCUACACAAUCACCAGAUUUCACUGCUGCUGCCAUAAUCAAGAAGGCCAUCUUUUUCCAUUCACCUUUGACUGUUCUGCAUGCAUGUGCUGCUACUGAGUCCACUCAAGAGCCUGUUCCAGUCCAGGAGCCCUUAGAGUUUACCUCCAUAGCCUGCUCCUGUCAGAAAUGA